AUGGCCACGGCUCCGGGCGGCACGAGGAGGAAGCUGUUUCGGUCCCCGGUGCCUCAGUCGCCCACAGUGCGGCGCAUUGGCGAUAAUACAAUUACAACCUCAGUCCCGCUGAGGGAAUCCGCCGACGAUGAACUCACAACAGCGACGACGCCGGGGUGGAGACGGAGCCGCCCUCGAUUAUUAAAUGGAACACCCAUGCCGACUGCGGGGGUGAAGAGGAGGGCAGCAUCACCGAUUAGUCGAACCUCAUCACGCCGCCAACGCACCGAGGAAUUCACAGAAGGAAAUGCUACGGAGCUACACUUUGAGGAGAAGGAGAAUAUCGAAUCCAGCACACGAAAGCCCAGACGAGGGCGCCCGCCCAAGAACCCGGAGAAUGUCCCAUCCACCACACCAAAGGCGUCUCCAAGACGAGGGCGUCCGCCCAAGAAUCCAGUUGUCGAACCAUCCAGCGAGCUUGGAGCUACGAAAAGAGGGCGGAGAAGGCGAGCAAUGGCGCCCGAUGAAUUGGUCGAAAUAGCUGCGGAAGCGGAAGCAGCGGCGGAGAGGAGCUUUGCACAGAAUAGCGGCCGGACAAUUGAAGCAAGCAGAGCAAAUUCCGUACAAGCUCACUCACGGCAGCAGGCCGAUGGCGACGCGGUCUCCAAUGCCGACGCGGCAUCCGACGUAUGGAUGAGAACGAUAGUCGAUGAAACGACGCCUAGACCCACGGCACGACCUUCGGCGACACAGUCGCCUUCAAAGGGCAGAUCAACAGGCGGUAGUGCGAGAAGGAGAAAGACCGAUCAUAGCUAUCAUGCUCCAGAAACUAGCGAUCACUCUUCCGUGGAUGACCACCCUAAUGACUUUAGCUCCCAGUACGGCGAUACCAUUGCACGGGGCGAAGACUUUAGUAUGAUUUUCAUGGAUUCUAUUCCAUCAUUCCGGGGGAACCUCAGCGCCAACGGCACCUUCAUUUCCACUUUAGACGAAGACGAUGAGGUUGGCGAGGAGACACAUCUUAUCAUUAACAACACUCUAGCGUCCCUCAGGCGAGAAGUUGCGCAGAGCAGCGACCCAGUAGAGGAUGCCACGGAAACAAUCGCGAUCCCCGACAUUCCCGAGACUGAAGAACCAGCAGAAGAGGUAUUCGUUCCAAUUAUACGCGAUGCUGCCAGAAGUGUGCGCCUAAGCUUGAGUCCGUGGUGGUCCCGGAAACCUAAGAAGAUGGGACAAUCACCGCUUAAACACCAGGCCUUAAUGAGAUCGGCCGCAAAACGAUCGGGGAGAAUAUUCAGCGUAGAGCACACGGAAGAGCCGACACCGACUAAGGCUGGGAAACAGACGGUGUCCACGUACUCUCGCGAACAGCAUCCGAGUAGCGAUUCCUUCUCCGAGAUUCCUCAGACUUACCUCGAUGCUCCGACUCCUAAGCCGAUCAAUUUUUCUGCCCCUCAAGCUGACCGAGAGGUUGAUUUGAUGAAAUUUGGGCUGGGGGGAGGGGAUGAGGAGCAGGCCGAGCUGGAACAUGCUCAAGAUAUUGACGAACCCCAUGAAGAAUCCCAUGAAGAAACCCCUGAAGAACCCCUUGAAGAACCCCAAGAAGUACUUCAAGAGGAGCCUCAAGGAGAACAGGAGGAGGACCUGGAAGAAGAGCUGGAAGAAGAGCUGGAAGAGGAGCUGGAAGAGGAACCGGCAGAAGAAAUAGAGGAAGAAUUGGAGGAAGAACCAUUAGAGGAGCAGGAUGAAGGGCCACCGGAAGAAAAUGCCACUAGAGGCAGCGUGCUGGGUGGUAUGAUAGGAUAUCUUAGAAGAAGACUAUCAACCUUUGAGAUGAGCUCCCCCGUGCGUCAUGUCAUCGAACAGGAGCAUAUAAUCGAGGAAGAGGGCGAAGAGGAAGGCGAAGAGGAAGGCGAAGAGGAAGGGGGAGAGGAAGGAGGAGAACAGGAACAGGAAGACAACCCAUACGACGAGCACGACGAGCAUGACGAGCACGAGACAUACGAAGAGCAAGAGGAUCAGGAUGAACAACAGCACGAACAACAUUACGAAGAGCAGCACGAAGACCAGUACGAAGAGCCUGGGCAUGAAGAGGACUUUGAGCAAGAGCAGAGGCUCGAUUCUGACCUGCCAGAGUUAGAGGGAGAAGGAAAUUCUGAAGUAGGAGAACACGAAAACGAGGAGCCGGAAAUAGUCGAAGAGUACGAGGAACAAGCAGAACUGGAGGACCUUGAAGAGCACCACAAGGACCUCGAGGCCCAUUCGCCAGAAGAGGAGAUGGGAGAAUACGUCGAGCAAGAAGAGAAUAUGGAAGAAUACCCAGCGCAUGAGGAGCACGAAGACCAACAGCAUGAUGACCACGAACUUGAAUUCAAUGAAGAUGACGAAUAUCAAGAGAAAAAUCCCACGAAAUUUCAGAUCGACGAGUUUUCGGCCCGUAUGAGAGCAGGCAAUUAUACAUACGAGCAGCCAGCUCACGAUGACAUUCAUGUUGACGAAGAAAUGCGUUCUGCUUCUCCAGAGCAACCACCUGAACAGCUAGAGCCUACACCAGAGCGGGAAGAGCAGCCAGCAAAGGUUACGCCGCUCCAUCAGAUGUCGUCGCCGCUCCAGGAGCCUCAAUCUCUACCGCACGAACCGGUACCGGAAAAGGUAGUACGAUCUAACUUUUCUUCAAUUAUGCGAGCUGGCCGAGUUUUACAGAGCGUUACUUCAGACCCUCCCUCCCCAAGAGUCCGAGAGAUGUCCCUAGGAAGUCCAUUCAGAAGUUCUGCAAAUAAAGAGCCGUCAUACGCCUCUAAAGAAGACAGGCACCAACUUCUAAACAAAAGUCCGCCACAGCCGAUGAAUUUUGGCAGCAGCCAGGUGACUGUUGUCAAGGCUCCUUUGACACAUGAGUCUACUGCUGAGACUCAGGCUUUCAGUAUGAACGCAGGUGGGGCGGACACUGCCUACGGCCACGGUACAAGAGAUUUUGCGCAUAAGAAACGACUGUUAUCAAGAGAGUCGAUAGCAAAUUCUUUGGGCAAUACCCCGUCGAGCAAUGGUGCCGCUCACUGGGCGGAAAACGAGGGCCCAUCAAGUCCCAGUGAGAGGAGAGAGAAGUCGUUAUUACAAGCAGCGCGUUCAUCCGUUAUGAGACCUACCAAACCCAUUGUUCAGCUUGACGGUGCAGGAGAUGAGCUGGAUAUGGCCGAGGAAGAGCAGAUUGAAGACGCACCAGUGGAAGAGGAGCAAGUGGAAGAAGAAAUGGAAGAAGAAAUGGAAGAAGAAAUGGAGGAGGAGCAUAUGGAUGAACGAGAAUUGAACGAAGAGCACGUGGGGGAAGAAGAAAUUGAAGAGUGGCAUCAGGACAAAGAAGUGGAAGAGGAGCACGUGGACGAACAAGAAGUAGACGAAGAGCGAGUGGAGGAAGAAGAAGUGGAAGAGGAGCUCCCGGACAAAGAAAUGGAAAGGCAACAGAAUGAAAUUGUACAGCCUGAAGGAGAACAGAAGGAAGAGGAGGACGAGGACGAGGAGGAGGAGGACGACGACGACAUCGAUAUUUGGGAGUACGCAGCUCAGCGGGAGGUUCCACCUCGUCCAGAACUACCUUAUGAAACGCUGCAGUCCACGACAGUGCCUUCGACACAAGCUCAAAACCCGGUGCCAGUUCCUUCAACAGCUUGGAGAGAUACACGACAAGCGACCACCAAAUUUCCUACUGAUGCGUCAAAGACAGCUCAAUUAAAACGGACAAUCAAUCGGCAGUCUAACAGGGAUAUUAGAGACGAAGAGCCUUCUCUAAUCUUACGGAGCCGCCGACAAGACAAGGAGCCAGAACCUGCAACUAAACCCAAGCGAUUCGACCUGUCAUCCUUUUUCUCCUCACCAGCCGCCAUCACAGGAAUAUUGGCUGAGAAAUUCAGGUCGCCCAAAUCCAAAGGUCUUGUGAAGCCAGCUGCUCAACAAAUGGAGUCUACCAAGCCUAGACAGGAGCCUCCAGCGAUGCCCACUGUGUCAUUGUUUCCGAGAGCUCCUCCGAAUGAUAAUAUCCAGCCAGAUCUUCGUCGUGCAGAUCCUGUAUCUUCGCCAAUGCAAUCUGACCCAAUAGAGGAUGAUGACCGAACGAACGAACGCUCAUCAUCUCCAGGCUCUCCUGAAAGAUCUCAUCUUACUACCAUUUCUCAGAAGCAGAAUUUUAUGCCGCGGCCAAGGCAGGCCAGUAACCCACUCUUCCAGCACUCUUUGUCGCGUCCCACGGCGACACCACCGAGAACGCAGUUGACUCAUCACGAUAUUCAGAAGUGGCAGCAAGAAACGUCAAAUGCCAGUGAAGAUUCCUCAAACUCUCAAUUUUUACUGAGGCCACUGCCACCAAAACAUGCCUCACCAAAGAAAUCAAGUCUAAGAUCUCCUCUUAAGCCACAUACACCAGGGCGAGUUGUUGAGUUCACUAGCAACGUGCUAUCACCUGCAGAGCAAGCUCGUCUUCGCGAGCUCCGCAACCGAGCAAACGAAGAAAUACCAGAGGAGGACAUCAACGUCGUAGAUCCGCGGGCAGGCAAGGGAAGCAUGGCCAGUAGGCAACAGCAAAAACAGCCGCCAAAUACCAUUCCAUCAAGGCUUAUUAGGCCUGCGGGCGUAACAAAGAAACGACCGACAAAGAAGCGGCGGAGACGGGAACCGCCCUCUGAGACGGUCUGGACCCGUCAGCAUUGGCUAUUCCUCGACACACUCCUACAAAUGCGACGAAAGAGCCCAUAUAGCGAAAAAUACGCUCCUGUUUCUCAAAAGUACCUCGGAAAAACGAUUACUAGCAUGGGCGAAUCCAUGGUACUAGAGAAAUGGCACCUCGAAUGUAUUGACGCCUUUAAAUCCCAGAUUGGUGGCUGGGAUGAAGGCGAACUCGCUAAAAGAUUAUUUGCACUUAUUCUCGGAGAGGCGAAACGCCGUCGAAGCUCUGUCAAUCGGUCCCCCGGAGUUAUCUUCCACUGA
Molecule: messenger RNA, 4956 nt
Organism: Trichoderma gamsii
Lineage: Eukaryota; Fungi; Ascomycota; Sordariomycetes; Hypocreales; Hypocreaceae
Exons: 1
Coding region: 1-4956 (1651 amino acids)
Source: RefSeq, a predicted model, not a curated record